AUGUAUGGGCAGAUCCUCCAUCCGCACAGCGCUGAUGAUGAUUGCUUCAUUAAUGUCAAUGUUGGUGGUUUCAAACAACGAAUGGAGCACAACGUUCUGAAACGAUUCCCACAGACUCGUCUGGGUCGCCUCCUGUGCUGCAGCUCCAAAGAAGCAAUCCUGGAGCUCUGCGAUGAUUUCAGUCCCUCUGAUAUGGAGUACUAUUUUGACCGAAACCCACGUUUUUUCUGCUAUGUGCUGAACUUUUACCUCACAGGCAAAAUCCACCUGGUGGACGGGUUGUGCAUAGUGUCAUUUUUUCAAGAGAUUGAGUAUUGGGGCAUCAAGGAGCGCCACCUGGACUUCUGCUGCAGCAACAAAUACCAUGAACUAAUGGAGCUUGCCGAAGAUAAGUGCUGGGAUCAGAGGAGCGAUGAGACACAGCUUGGCUCAUCUGUUGAAGAGUUGUCAUAUUUGGAGGAAGAUGUAGAAAUCUUUGAAGGCUCCUGGUGUGCAGACGUUCGCAGGAAUAUCUGGAUUCGACUUGAGAAUCCAGGGCACUCCACUUCAGCUAAGGUGAUGGCUGUAGCUUCCCUAGCUUUGGUCAUUAUCUCAAUUCUAGCCAUGUGCAUCCACAGCAUGCCGGACUUCCAUCAAGUGGACCUCAACGAGAAGGAGAUUGAAAACCCAGUGCUGGCUUUCUUUGAGAGCCUCUGUAUUGUUUUUUUCUCUGCAGAAUUCAUUCUUCGUCUGGCUGUUGCACCAUCAGCCAGAAAGUUCUUGUGCAGCCCUCUCAAUAUCAUCGACUUGAUGUCAAUUAUGCCCUUCUAUGUCACAAUAGCCUGUGAUAUAAUGGAUGAAGGUGAGAGCACAGACUUGGGGAAUGUUGGCAAAGUGGUGCAGAUCUUAAGGUUGAUGCGAGUGUUUCGCAUCCUAAAACUUGCUCGCCACUCGGCAGGCCUACGCUCUCUUGGUGCCACACUGCGACACAGCUCCAGUGAAGUAGGACAGCUGGUGCUUUUCUUGUCUGUGGGCAUUUCCAUGUUUUCUGCUCUCAUUUACUUUGUGGAGAAAGAAACUCAAGAGUCAGAGCUGCAGACUAUGCCUAUUGGCUGGUGGUGGGCCACCAUUAGCAUGACUACAGUGGGCUACGGGGACACUUUUCCUGUCACGCUUGCUGGAAAACUGAUAGGAACGUUGUGCAUUAUCUGCGGGCUGCUAAUAGUGGCUCUGCCCAUUACUAACAUCUUCAAUAAAUUCUCCAAGUUCUAUCAGAGGCAAAAACAUCUGUAG
This is a messenger RNA of Plectropomus leopardus (leopard coralgrouper), 1272 nucleotides long. NCBI's taxonomy places the organism in Eukaryota, Metazoa, Chordata, Actinopteri, Perciformes, Serranidae. The record is from RefSeq and is a predicted model, not a curated record.